AUGAAUAUCUAUAGCAUCUACAACAUCUCCAGUAAUAUGGCUGGUUUCAUCCUCCUUGGGUUUCCCUGUCAUAGAGAGAACCAGCUCCUCCUCUUCUCAUUGUUCUUCAUCAUCUACAUUCUAACGCUCUUGUGGAAUGGAGCCAUCAUCUGUGCAGUAGUCUGGGAUCAAAAGCUCCAAACCCCAAUGUAUAUACUCUUGGCCAACUUCUCCUUCUUAGAAAUUUGGUAUGUUACUACCAUCAUCCCUAAUAUGUUGGUGAACAUCCUCUCUAAGACAAAGGUCAUCUCUUUCUCUGGCUGUUUCAUACAAUUCUACUUCUUCUUCUCUUUUGGUGUCACCGAAUGCUUUUUUCUAGCAAUUAUGGCAUUUGACAGAUAUUUAGCCAUUUGCCGGCCUCUGCAUUAUCCAACCAUCAUGACAGGACGUCUCUGCACCAACUUGAUAAUCAGCUGCUGGGUACUUGGCUUCCUCUGGUUCCUGGUCCCCAUCAUUAUCAUCUCUCAAAUGUCUUUCUGUGACCCAAAGAUCAUUGAUCACUUUGUAUGUGACCCUGGGCCACUGCUAGCUCUCAUGUGUACUCGAGCUCCUAUGAUGGAACUCACUUGUUCCACUCUGAGUUGUCUGAAUCUCUUUGCUCCUUUUGGAUUCAUCAUGGGAUCUUAUGCGCUUGUACUAAGAGCUGUGCUAAGAGUCCCUUCAGUAGCAGGUCGUCGAAAAGCCUUCUCCACUUGUGGUUCCCAUUUAGCUGUGGUGUCACUAUUCUAUGGAUCUGUGAUGGUGAUGUAUGUAAAGCCAGCUUCAGGGAACGAUUCUGGGACACAGAAGAUUGUGACUCUCUUUUAUUCUGUUGUCACCCCAUUCUUAAAUCCUAUGAUCUAUAGCCUUAGGAAUAGGGAAAUGAAGGAAGCCCUGAGGAAAGUUCUGGGGAAAAGAGAAUUAGAGUCUUAA
Messenger RNA from Monodelphis domestica (gray short-tailed opossum), 951 nucleotides. RefSeq names its product olfactory receptor 11G2-like. Gene Ontology annotation, biological process: G protein-coupled receptor signaling pathway. Gene Ontology annotation, molecular function: G protein-coupled receptor activity; olfactory receptor activity. The record is from RefSeq and is a predicted model, not a curated record. Gene Ontology annotation, cellular component: membrane. NCBI's taxonomy places the organism in Eukaryota, Metazoa, Chordata, Mammalia, Didelphimorphia, Didelphidae.